Funneliformis mosseae is the source of this 131-nucleotide messenger RNA. NCBI's taxonomy places the organism in Eukaryota, Fungi, Glomeromycota, Glomeromycetes, Glomerales, Glomeraceae. The record is from the annotation of a GenBank genome assembly.
GAAGUACUACUUAUUCAAUCAUGUUUGCGAAUCGAGUAUCUACCGUACAAUCAUCUGUUGAUAACAAACCUGUUUGUGAUAUUUUUAACCUUUGUACAUGGACUAUUCCAAAUCACGGAUUUGACAUGUAA